AUAAUUUAAAUUCAAUCUCUCUCUGAUUAUUAAAUGUUCUCGUUUUCGCAUCUGAAAAAUUUGGGAAAAUUGAGGAAGCUCGUGAAACGAAAUUUAAAGCUCCGUGUUUGAUUCAUAGUUCCUGCAAAUUUUCUUCUCCACGAUUCAGAUUCCGUGCUUCCUUCCUUCCAUCUUCUGGUCUGUGUUUUUGUUUGGUUUGAUUCUGAUAAAGUUUGCUGUUUGCUUUGUUGCCGAUGUCGACUGCUACCGGAGAGAUCACCAUCGUUUGCAGUCACUGUGAUAGAGAUAUUCCAUCAGCGAAUAUUGAUUUGCAUCAAGUGCAUUGUGCUCGGAAUCUAGACAAAUGCAAGAUCUGUGGCGAUAUGGUUCCUAAAAAGCAUGCCGAGGAACAUUUUUCCAAUACGCAUGCCCCGGUACCGUGCACGCUGUGUAAUGAGACCAUAGAGCGUGAGGUUUUCGCCGUUCAUAAAGGUGAAAAGUGUCCACAGAGGAUAGUGACAUGUGAAUUUUGUGAGUUUCCAUUGCCUGCCAUUGAUCUUGCUGAGCAUCAGGAAGUAUGCGGUAAUCGAACAGAACUUUGCUAUCAGUGCAAUUGCUAUGUUAGAUUGAGAGAACGAUAUAACCACGAGACUAGGUGCCCUGGCAUCGUGGACAACAAUGUUGAAUCAUCCAGAAGGAACGCGAGAGCGGAAGAAGGAGAGACGAACGGAAGGAGAAGAAGGCAAGGGAACGAAGUCUCGCACAGACGGCUUCUCUUCACGAUAGCGAUAACGGGCUUAGCCGUUCUUCUUGGAUCCCUUUUCUUUCAGAGAAAAUCGGAUGGGAGCCAAAUAGUACACUAGAUGAUGAGCAGCAUCACUCCGUGUACUGUCUGUAUAUCUGUUUGUGAAAGCUUUUAGACACUGCAAAAACUCUGUAUCUGCGAAAAGAGGUGUGCAUCAUUUGUCAUUUCUGUUGUUGCAUUGCGUCUUUGUUGGUAAUUUGAAGUUUCGGAUUCAUCCGGAAGCUUUUCAGCAGUAAUAAAUCUGUGGAAAGGAUAUACUUUUCUUGAAA
Tarenaya hassleriana is the source of this 1053-nucleotide messenger RNA. Its product is annotated as XIAP-associated factor 1. The transcript has 5 exons. Gene Ontology annotation, molecular function: zinc ion binding. The record is from RefSeq and is a predicted model, not a curated record. NCBI's taxonomy places the organism in Eukaryota, Viridiplantae, Streptophyta, Magnoliopsida, Brassicales, Cleomaceae. Bases 234 to 842 code for a protein of 202 amino acids.